GAUCCAGAAGAAUGUAUACUGCCAUGGGACCUACCCUAUUUUUAAUAUUAAUUACAGAAUUACUCCAGGACGUUGGCUCAAUGCCAGCUCUAUCUACCGUGGGGACACCUCCAACUCCAGGACUUUCUCUGAGACUUGCUGACACUUACAACUAUUGUGAGGGACGCUUGGAAGUGUAUUAUGAAGGAGCCUGGGGAACUGUCUGUGAUCACAACUGGGAUAUAAAAGAUGCUCAGGUUGUUUGCCAACAAUUAGGAUGUGGGAAUGCUGUGGAAGUCCUGCCCUAUCCUAAAUUUGGCUCAGGCUCAGGCAAAAUUGUCCUAAGUGACGUACAAUGCAAAGGAGAUGAAUUUUUUCUAUGGGAUUGUGAGAACGCUGGAUGGGAAGUGCAUAACUGCAGUCAUCAACAGGAUGUUACUGUUCUCUGUACAGAUGAAAAACAGAAACCAUCUGGAACUGAAGGAGAUGUGCUGUUUAUGCAGCUGGUGGAUGGUCCAAACCGAUGUGCUGGUCGUGUUGAAGUCACUUACUUUAGCAACUGGAGAAGCGUGGUUUGCGGUGAAGAUUGGGACAUAAGAGAUGCUCAGGUUGUCUGCGAUGAAUUGCACUGUGGCACUGCUCUUGCUGCUGUGACGGACGGCUCUUUUGGUAAAGGGAACGGUGGCCCUUUGAUGACUAAAGUACAUUGCUCUGGGAUGGAAUCCCUUUUAAUGUCAUGCCCCUAUGAGUAUCGUCCUACUACCUGCGGAAACUACAAUGCUGCUGCUGUUAUAUGCUCUGAUUCCGGAUUGAGUCCAAGUGAAAUGCCAGGUUUUGAAUCCAGCCCAUUUUAUUUUUAGCAGGAGCAGCUUGACAAGUGGAAUACAGCAUUUGAAGCCCAU
Messenger RNA from Thamnophis elegans (Western terrestrial garter snake), 881 nucleotides. Its product is annotated as deleted in malignant brain tumors 1 protein-like. Gene Ontology annotation, cellular component: membrane. Lineage: Eukaryota; Metazoa; Chordata; Lepidosauria; Squamata; Natricidae. The record is from RefSeq and is a predicted model, not a curated record. Bases 12 to 839 code for a protein of 275 amino acids. The transcript has 9 exons.